Lasiosphaeria miniovina is the source of this 1356-nucleotide messenger RNA. RefSeq names its product ribonuclease HII. NCBI's taxonomy places the organism in Eukaryota, Fungi, Ascomycota, Sordariomycetes, Sordariales, Lasiosphaeriaceae. Gene Ontology annotation, molecular function: RNA-DNA hybrid ribonuclease activity; RNA binding. Gene Ontology annotation, biological process: mismatch repair; DNA replication, removal of RNA primer. The record is from RefSeq and is a predicted model, not a curated record. The coding region runs from base 298 to 1356 and encodes 352 amino acids. The transcript has a single exon. Gene Ontology annotation, cellular component: ribonuclease H2 complex.
CCGGGGCCGUGAUUGGCUGACACGGUCAUCACGCAGACGCGUCAAGCUUUGGCGGCGAAGGGCCUUCCUAACAUGGGGCGACAGGGCAUUCCUCGCUGGAAUCGAGUCUAUCAGUUGCUGAAUUGGGCAUUUCUGGUGAUGCCUUGAAACAGUCCACGAUCCAUAAUUCUUUCGAUUUGGCAAAAUUUCUGUUCUUUGCCCGUCUUUGUCAACCACAAAUCUCAAGUUAUUCUUCUGUCUCCCUUUCAGCCUUACAGCCUUUGGCUCCCUCUACAACUCCUCCAAACGACCUAUACAAUGGAGGACUCCGAAAUGACAGCCGAGGACAUCGCCCUCGAGACGCCCCUGUCCAACGUCUUCAUCCCGCCGUCCGUCGACUCUGCAGCACUCCUGCGAGGCGACUCAUACACAUACUUUUCCCCUGUGCCAACGGCCCUACUCCCUCCCGCCACAUCCCCUCCACCAACAACAGAAAUCGCCAGCGGCCCGCCCUGCGCCCUCGGCGUCGACGAGGCCGGGCGCGGCCCCGUGCUCGGGCCGAUGGUGUACGGCGUGUUCUACCUACCACUCCCGCUGUCGGACCCGCUGCUACGAGACGCGCACCACUUCGACGACAGCAAGGUGCUCACGGCGGCGGUGCGGUCGUCGCUGAUGGAGGCGCUGUGCAAGGCGGGGAGCGACCUGGCGGGGUCGUGCGGGUGGGCGAUGUCGGCGCUGUCGGCGCGGGACAUAGGGUCGGGGAUGCUGCGGCCCGCGGGGGCGGCGUAUAACAUCAACGCGCAGGCGCUGGACGCGACGGUGGCGCUAAUCCGCGGCGUAUACGCGCGCGGCGUCAACGUGCGCGAGAUCUACGUCGACACGGUCGGCAUCCCCGCCACCUACCAGGCCAAACUCGAGCGCGUCUUCCCCACGGCCAAGAUCACCGUCGCCAAGAAGGCCGACAGCCUGUACCCGUGCGUCAGCGCAGCGAGCGUGUGCGCCAAGGUCACGAGGGACGCCGCGCUCGAGACCAUGUGGAAGAUUAGGGGUGGUGUGGGUGCGGGCGCGGGUGGGGAGGGUGACGACGAGACCAUGGCCUGGGGGUCGGGCUAUCCGUCAGAUGGGCGGUGCGUGUCGUGGAUGAAGGGCAAUAUGCACCCCGUCUUUGGCUGGGGCCCCGAGUGCAGGUUUAGCUGGGGCACCGCCAAGGGCAUGCUGGAGGCCGGAAAGGCGGGUUCCGUCAAGGUCGAGUGGCCGGUGGACGACGACGGGGACUCGCACCGCGUGACGGACUUUUUCCAGGCAAAGGACCAAGAAAAGGACGGGGACGAGCUGGGGACGUGGUUUGGCACACCGGCCGGUCUGGAAGCAUUUUGA